AUAUAAAGGCGUGUAAUCGUAUGCGGAAAGUACGGUACGUUUACUGCUGUGUUCCGAGAAAGAAAGACGGCGUUAAAUUGCAUUUUUUCCAUUUUGAUGUUGAUUUUGUUAUAGAAAGGUUAGUAUUAUUAAACAAUCAUGCAGUCUGCAAGGAAGCUGUUUCGACGUGCUAGCAAGCGAAUUCGCCGUGUUUCCAGGACCGUCGAGGAGACAGAAUUGGCCAGGGAAUCCUCCCCGGAAAAUGUGGACCCCAAAGCAGCUGAGGCCUCUAGUUCCAGGGCGGCCACGGCAGAGAGCCCCCUGGGGGCCAGUGAGAUAGCAGCCGCUGCAGCCAAACUGAGUGAUUUGGAUAGCUCCACUGAAGAAAUGCAAGCAAGUGGAAAUGGAAAUGGACAACAGGAUUACAUAGACAAGCUUUUCAUAAAUCAACGCAGGGAGCUGAUGCAUGAGCUACGCCAGAUCCAGGACAGCCAUCGCCCUGUGAGCAAAGGAGACCAGCGAAGAAAUAUUGAUCGCUUCCUUCGACUCCAUCUCAAUGGAGAAGUCUCGGACUCCACCAGCGAGGACUCCAACGAGGGCAACCACCAGUCUCCAAGACGAAGGAGGCGGAAUGGUAUGGUUGUGCAGGAGCUGGAGGGGUUGUCACGGCAACGGUCCGUCACUCAGCGUCUCCAGUGCCCGACGUUCCGUCGUGAUCUGGAGAACAUGGUGCGAGGUGUCGUCGUAAGGCAAGAGAGAGAGGUCGAGGCCGUCCUUAGGUUGCGUGUAGCUGGUCUCCCUGGUAACAGGCCCCUCCCUCUUGCAGGUGAAGCGAGUCGAGUGGAUACCGGAAGCCAUGUCAGUGGGGUAUCAUCAAUCUCUAGUGGCCAUUCUCUCCUUCCAUCAGUGUCUACAUUAGGACUCAAUGCUAUUCCGGUUGCACCACCCCUACCUCCAUUCCCUAACCAGCAACACCUUCCUCCCCCACCCCCACCCGCAUUCCAGCAACCCCAGCAACGCCUACCACAAGUUGCACCUGUUCAACCACCUCCACCACCACCACCACAGCCCCAGCAAGCCAACAGAUGGCCACUGCCUACAGCACCAUGGCUGGUCCAGAACAGUCUGAAUGGGAACCAGGGUCCUGCUGACCGAGCCCAGGUCCUACAGCAGGUCCAUAGGGAAGCUGUGGUCUCUGAGAUCAGUGAGUUAGUCCAUCGUCAGCUGGUCCAUGAGACACUGGAGAGUGACUUCAGAGGACGCCUAGAGUUCUUGAUGAUGAAUCGUUUAGAGACUAUCGGACCCGAGAGCGGUGAGCGGGUCAUGAACUUUAUCAACACGAUCCCUCAGAGCCAGCACAUCCGUCGCAAUGAUUUCUCUCAUCUCGGUAUCCAUGUACCGUCUUCACAGCAGGAUGGUGCACAGUCCGGAGCUGUAGGGGGCGCUGCAGUCCCUGCUGCUUUCAUGCAUGAGAUGGAUAGCUUGAAAUCCAAGAUGUCUGAGCUUCAUGAGAUGGUACGGAUGAGUAUGGAGAUGCAGUUAGAUCUUCAACGGGCCAUCAGGCAGGAGGUAGCCGCUGCUCUUCAUCAGCAGAAUGGUACUACUGCUUCUCCUGCUGCUCCUCUCUCAGAUCCAGCUUCCGAGGGUAACUGUAUCAUCUGCCUAGACAAAGAGGUGGAUUCAGUCCUUUACCAGUGUGGUCACAUGUGUGUGUGUAUGACCUGUGGUCUGCGUCUCUCCACCAUGGGAUCACACUGCCCUAUGUGCAGGGCACCUAUCAGGGAUGUUAUCAGGGCUUAUCGCUGUCAACGCUCGUAGAGAUCUUCUACUACCAUCCCUUCCAGGACCUUCUGUGCAGGGUCUCCUUGGACCUGAAUGCUUUCACCUGAAGGACUUCAACUGCCAGACCAUACAAGAUCAUCAGAUAUUGAUUCCCCUGAUUCCCUCAUUUAUUAAUCGUUGUCGACUGUCCUAGAGAACUUCCACCAAGAUCCCUUCCAAAACCUGCUCCCACAUGUCCCGGAUAUCAUCAGAGUAAUUGCAGUGACUUGAAGAACUUCUGAUACUUGAUCCUACCAAAUCUUCCUCUGUUGAUCCCUUUGCAUCAUGUACAUUGGAUCCUGCAAGGGAUGCUAAUGCCACCAAUGCAUCCACAGAACUUUACCAUCAUACCUUAUCAGAUCCUUAAUGGUAAUAAUUAUAUUAAUAUUAAUAAUAAUAACAAUGGAGUCUCGCACACGCCUGGCACAUUGCUACUGUUGGCGCUCUUUUGUUAUUACCCUAACUUUAACACAACAAAUAUAUAUAUCAAAUCAAAUUAGAAUGUUUUUUUUGGUGCAUUUUUAACCUAAAAUAUCUUGUGUCACUGUAUCCUCCUUAUAUUUGGAUUUUAUUUAAUGGGCGUCAUUUUGUCAUUAAAGAAAUGAAGAAAUGAAGUGGACACCACUGUAACAUACAGGCUGAUGAGUUUUGCAAUAUUUUGAUAAGGGAUUAAUGAAACGAUGUAAAAAGUGGAAUUAAGUUUGAAUAUAUGCACUUUUAAUAGAUAUGUCAGCCAUAUUUAAAAAAUAACUUGGCCAAAUGCAUUAGAAUUAUUAACAUUUGGUUAU
Messenger RNA from Strongylocentrotus purpuratus (purple sea urchin), 2588 nucleotides. RefSeq lists its product as uncharacterized. Bases 139 to 1797 code for a protein of 552 amino acids. The record is from RefSeq and is a predicted model, not a curated record. Lineage: Eukaryota; Metazoa; Echinodermata; Echinoidea; Camarodonta; Strongylocentrotidae. The transcript has 7 exons.